This is a messenger RNA of Spodoptera exigua (beet armyworm), 3234 nucleotides long. The record is from the annotation of a GenBank genome assembly. NCBI's taxonomy places the organism in Eukaryota, Metazoa, Arthropoda, Insecta, Lepidoptera, Noctuidae.
CUUGGCUUGUUUGUCUAACUGAAUCUGACAUUUUCAUUCAAAAGUUCACAACAAAACUUCUUGAGUGAUGGAUGUUUACGUGUCAGCUGUCACGAAAAUGUUUUGAUUACAAAAAAUAGAUCGGAGAACCCAUUUCACCUCGGCCUCCCGUUUUCCUGAUGCCUGGCAAUAAGUAAUUUGUAUAAAUGUCAUGGUUCGCGGACCUCGCCGGGAAGGCGGAGAGCCUCCUUAACAACCUGGACGAACAGACCGGCGCAGCUUUACGCAGCCAUAACGUUUCGAGAAAAAAGUUUGACAGCAAUGCACCAGAAUUCAUUGUCGGUCAUACCACUGAGACGGUUUGGGCGCCAAAGAAACGAGUGACGACUCGCAAUAAAAAAGCUAUGCCAAUACCAGCUAGUCGCAAGUCUUCACCAACUUCACAUCAGCAACCACGUACACUAGUAAGAGAUAAUGUUGAUUCUGUAAAGAAUGGUUCUCUGAAGUCGAAAGUAUCACCUUCAAGGAAAACCAGUCCAAGCCGUCAGUUCAAUCUAGAACAACAGUGCCCUAGAACAUUAGUUGGAGAUGUGAAAGACAAUGACAUGUUUGAAAACUAUGGUUUGAAACAUAGAAGGUUCAGCUUACCAUCAGACUUGGAACUGUUGAACGGUGAAGAAUGGACAUAUAAGAUGCAGAACAUGGAGGUGGAGAAUGCAAUGCUGAAGAACGAACUGAAUGUAAUGAACCGAGAAGUUGCUGAACUAUUGGACAGGUUACGGAAGACAGAGGAUGGUAAUGAUGUUGAUAGUAAAGAAGUAGCGAAAACUCGUUUAAAGCAGGAAACAACAGAUGCAUUAAAUCACCGUUUGAAUUUGGAGAAACAAACACUCUCGUCACAAGUGGAACUGCUGUCGGUCAAAAUUCAAGAGCAUACAAAUGCAGAAGUAUCAAAGUUUAAGGAAUUAAACCAAAGAUUAGAAACUGAAGUUUCUGUAAUGAGGAGCCGAAAUAUUGAGUUGGAGGAAAAAUGUAAAUUAUUAUCAGAAGCCGCAAAAGACAGAGAUGCAGUGCAAAGUAAGCUUGAAAACGACUUGAGACACGCACAAUCUACAAUAAGCGAAUUACAGGGUAACUUGCACAAGACUACUGAAGAAUGUAGGAGAUUGGAGAGAGACUGGGAGUCUUAUAAAGUGAGAGUGAAGAACAUGCUGCAAGCUAAAGAUGCCGAGAUAAAGAAAUUACAUGAAGGCUUGAAUUUUAAUGAGGAUACUAAGUCGUUAAUGGCACAGAUGGAGCAAUUGAAAAAAGAACGCGACGAGCUCCAAGAUGCUGUGUCAGGCAUUCGUUCCGAGUGUACGGAUAUGAAGCAGUACUUACAACAGGUGGAAUUGAGGCACGCGGCCGCUGAGCGCGUGGUCUGUGCUCUUAGAGAGGCGCUGAGGGAGGAACGGUCCGCUAGGACCAGGGCUGAGACACAGUGUGUUGUUGUAGCUAAGGAAAUGAAAGCCAUGCAAUUGGAGACAGGACAGACAAUCACCAGUUUAAGAACUGCCUUACGGGAUAAAGAGCAUGAAUUGAUCCACCUCCGCGACACAAUGUCCACGGUCCGUAGCACGGACACGAGUGCGCUCAACGUUGCAGACUAUGACGUCAUGCAGGACACCAUAGACAACAACAAGAUAGAAUACCUCACUCAAACACUUGUCCAGAGACAAACGAAAAUCGAUAGUUUAUUGGCGGAAAAUAAUAUUCUCAGGAUACAGCUGGAAAAAUUAGAAUCGAAAUUGAAAAUGGUACAGUCGUCACACCAGUUGAACUCCUCACACAGCGUAGUGCACUUACAAGAUGGAGACGGACGGCGGUCAAGACCCGCGCCCUCAACACUGUCCUCGCUCUCAGUACGGAUCGGAAUCAUGGUGAAACGAUACCCUGUGCUUAGGGCGUUCGUUAUCGGGUAUAUGAUCUGUCUGCAUUUGUGGGUCCUCACCGUUUUGUUUACAAGUACACCAGAAGAUUACGUUCCCACCUCAAAAUCUUAGUCUAUUUAUUAUACAACAUAUUUCUAAAUUACCUAUAAACCUACUGUGACUAUAGUAUGUUCUGUCUCUCACUAAUAAGGACUAUUACGUACAAAAAUUAUCUAGUGAAAAAUCUUUGGAUAUUCAAUUUUGACCGCCAUAGUCAUUGAGCAGAUUGCCUAAUACUACCAUAACGCCAUCUAGCGAGCACAAAAACUAAAAUCCUCUUUACAAAUUGACUGAAUGAAGUCAUCAAAUAGUUGAGAUAGGUUUAUUGGUUCUUUUGAAUAAGCACAAGUCUAAAGACUUGAGUAUUUACAAACAAAAUAUAUUUGUAAAUAAAAUAUUCCAUUAAUAAGUAUUCCAUUUGAAAUUAAGUAAGUCAAAUUUAAUUUGAGAUUCAGUUGAACGAUGUAAAAGCAAUUGGUAGAGCUUUAAGUUAUGAAAUGCUGUGUUUAGGUAGUUUGUAUUGAGAGAAAAUAGCAUUACCUUCAAGAAAAUUCUAUUAAAAAUUAAUAAGAACUAUAUAUUUCGCUAUAAAUCGUUUCCAACCUUAUUCCGGAUGUCAUAGAGCUUAAUUUUGAAUUAAAAUCCGUUUUAAACAUUAAGUUUACAGUCUUAUGAAGUUAACAUGUGAUUCGAUGACAAAUAACAAGUUAGAAAUACCUGAAUAUAGUAACACUCAGAAGUCAGAAAAUUAAUUUGGAACAGUGUGUUUCGUCACAAAAUAUAAUUUAAUAAGAAAAUAAAAGUAUGUGGCAUCUUUCUAAAGAAUUAAAAUAACUAAUUAACUCAUUGAACAUUUUAUCAUGACAAUAGACAAGGCUAUUUUUCCGUGUAUUCCAAACUUAUUUCAUUUACUUCUGUAUUAAGUUGUAUGAUUUGAAAUUAGAAAUACCAAGUAUUUUUGUAAGUAAUAAAAACUCAUUACGGGGAAUGUAGUAUUUUUAGAAGCUAAAUCCUUAUGUUUAUUAAUAUUUAUUAUUUGUUUAGUAUCUGGAUUCGUGGUGCUAAAUGAAUUUUUAGAAAUACUAUGUAUGUAUUUGUGUAUAUAGGUAACGAAUCUCGACAGUGCUUUAACAAUUGGCCAUAUAAUGUACCUUUUUGUUGUCUUUAUUUACUAUUAUUACUGUUGACAUUCGUUUGUUUAAAAUUUGAAAUUUAUUUUAUGUUUCUUUUUGUUAUUUUGCCGACUGACGAGAUCAUGGGCUAAAUAAAGUGUUUAUAAUCUUUU